UUUCAGCUGCAAACGCAUAUUCCAUGCCUGCCUUUAGGUCAACACUUAACCUCACUCUUUACAGUCUAAUAUAAUUAAUUUUCAUUCAGUGCGAAACACCGAAAUUUGAUUUCUCGAAUUAGCUAUUGAUCAAUCUGUUGACAAGUGGAAAAAAUAGAAUGAAUGUUUUGAGGUCAAGCUCUCGUACUGUUAUCUACAUACAUUCAGUGAAUUCAAUCAAUUCUGUGGGCAGGAGAGGCAUAAAAAGAUGGGUUUCUCCUGUCUUAAAGGAAAUAACUCGUCGUAAAAGGAAACAAACACCACAGCCAGUGGAAGCUAGACGUGCAUUUCUCGAGUGGAACAGAGAAGCUGAGAUAUGGGCAUUCAAUCAAAGGCUCAAAGAGAACUUUGAUAUAGAUAUCCUUACACGAGCUCUGACACACAGAUCCUAUGUUAUCAAAGAGGAAAUGGAGAGGAAGAAGGUAGGGAUCGAUGAUAUGAGCUUCACUAUCGAGGAUAAUAAGGAGUUAAUCGAGACUGGAAGAAAUCUCACAUCCAAAAUUGUGGAAAUUUACCUGAGUUUGGCGUUACCAAAAGCUCCAGAGGAAUGUAUACUAGCUCUCCAUGAUCACCUACUAUCAGAGGAAAUGCUAGCUAACAGUGCAUCUCUGAUUGGCACUAAAGACUUAAUUCUGAGCGAGGAAUAUCCACCAUCAUCUGAGACUCUAGCCAACACAUUUCUAGCUCUGGUCAGUGCUCUAGCGCAAAGUGUAGAUGAAAUUCACACUGGUAAAUUCAUUCGGGAUUUUUUAAUUGCCACACUGGCCGAACGAGAUCUCACUGAACUGUGGCAUCCAGAGGAGCCUCUUAAAAUUUUAAACGGAAUUUUAACGAGAGAUGGAGGAGAACCCGCAGAGCCUCGGCUAAUUGCCCAGAGUGGGGUAAAUUCUGUAUUACCCGUUUACCAAGUUGGAUUAUAUUCGAAAAAGGAAUUUUUAGCGGCAGGCACCGAGGAUAAUGUCGAGGGGGCAGUAAAAAUAGCAGCAUUAAAUGCCCUCAACGAUAUGUUCGAUCUAUCUCAGUCGAGAAAACCAAUGCAAUUCAAUCUUACUGUCGAUCCAUCCACCCAACAAAUGAAUAAUUUACCACUCCACAAAUGGUGCACAGAGAAUGUUCACAAACUCAUACAUAGAAAUUAAUACGUCGUAUUGAAUUGACGAUGGAGUGGAGACAAUGUAAAUCAUUGAAAAAAAUAUAUUAGUUGCAUCUUCCCUUAUCAAGGUAA
Fopius arisanus is the source of this 1264-nucleotide messenger RNA. It is a transcript of the gene mRpL44, whose product is annotated as mitochondrial ribosomal protein L44. Bases 159 to 1178 code for a protein of 339 amino acids. NCBI's taxonomy places the organism in Eukaryota, Metazoa, Arthropoda, Insecta, Hymenoptera, Braconidae. The record is from RefSeq and is a predicted model, not a curated record. The transcript has 5 exons. Gene Ontology annotation, biological process: RNA processing. Gene Ontology annotation, molecular function: double-stranded RNA binding; ribonuclease III activity.